AUGCAGGGCCGUGACCGGCCCCCAACGAUUAUCGCCCCCUCCUUGCUCUCCUGUGACUUCGGCAGGCUGGCAGAAGAAUCCAAGCGUAUGGUGGAACUUGGGGCAGACUGGCUGCACGUGGAUGUGAUGGAUGGCCACUUUGUGCCCAACCUCACCCUGGGCCCGCCCAUCGUCCAGAGCCUGCGCCGCCACACGCCCGCCUUUCUGGACUGCCACCUGAUGGUGGCCCAGCCGGCGCGGUGGGUGGCCGACUUUGCGGCGGCGGGGGCCAGCAUGUUCACUUUCCACCUCGAGGCGGUGGAGUGCGGGCAGGCGGCGGUGCGGCAGCUGAUCGGCGCGGUCCAUGCGGCGGGCAUGCUGUGCGGCCUCACCAUCAAGCCGGGCACGCCCGUGGAGCAGCUGCUGCCCUACCUCGAGGCGGGGCUGCCCGACAUGGUGCUGAUCAUGAGCGUGGAGCCGGGGUUUGGGGGCCAGGCCUUCCAGCCGUCAACCAUGGACAAGGUGCGCUUCCUGCGCUCCCGCUUCCCCGACCUGUACAUAGAGGUGGAUGGCGGCCUGGCGCCCUCCACCAUCCAGCAGGCGGCAGACGCAGGCGCCAACGCCAUUGUGGCGGGCAGCGCCGUCUUUGGGGCGCCAGACCCGGGGGCCGUCAUCUGCCAGCUGCGGGGAGCGGUGGACGCGGCGGCGACAGCAGGGGCGCAGCAGCAGCACCAGCAGCAGCAGCCGCUGGGCGCAGCAUAG
Chlorella variabilis is the source of this 741-nucleotide messenger RNA. RefSeq lists its product as hypothetical. The record is from RefSeq and is a predicted model, not a curated record. Lineage: Eukaryota; Viridiplantae; Chlorophyta; Trebouxiophyceae; Chlorellales; Chlorellaceae. The coding region runs from base 1 to 741 and encodes 246 amino acids. Gene Ontology annotation, biological process: pentose-phosphate shunt, non-oxidative branch; pentose-phosphate shunt; carbohydrate metabolic process. Gene Ontology annotation, molecular function: D-ribulose-phosphate 3-epimerase activity; metal ion binding. The transcript is spliced from 4 exons. Gene Ontology annotation, cellular component: cytosol.